Polychytrium aggregatum is the source of this 1136-nucleotide messenger RNA. Its product is annotated as ras family-domain-containing protein. Gene Ontology annotation, biological process: protein secretion; protein localization to plasma membrane; regulation of exocytosis. The transcript is spliced from 6 exons. NCBI's taxonomy places the organism in Eukaryota, Fungi, Chytridiomycota, Chytridiomycetes, Polychytriales. The annotation marks the transcript as partial. Gene Ontology annotation, cellular component: endosome; plasma membrane. Gene Ontology annotation, molecular function: GTPase activity; GTP binding. The record is from RefSeq and is a predicted model, not a curated record.
GGAUGCACACCGCUGCAACGCCGCAGCGACAAUCGUGUGCGGUCUGCAGCGAUCCUGGCGGCGACCUCCCCCCUCUGCGCCCACAUGGUUGCCUUCAGGCGUCGAUCCAAUCGGCGGCCCUGCUGGCUUUCCUGCUGGCUUACCUGCUGGCUUUCCUGCAAGCAGCUUUGUACUCAUCCUCACAUCCCAUUCACAUCGUCGUCAUUCGCCCAAAGGAGCCAUCCUCAGCAUUGUCCAUAUCCACCAUGGCUACCAGCAAGUCGGCUUCAUAUGACUAUCUGAUCAAACUCUUGCUUAUUGGAGACUCGGGCGUCGGCAAGUCCUGUCUCCUGCUGCGGUUCUCCGACGACUCGUUCACGCCGUCGUUCAUCACCACCAUCGGCAUCGACUUCAAAAUCAGAACAAUCGAGCUGGACGGGAAACGAAUCAAGCUGCAGAUCUGGGAUACCGCCGGACAGGAGCGCUUCAGAACCAUCACGACGGCGUAUUAUCGAGGCGCGAUGGGCAUUUUGCUCACUUACGAUGUCACCGACGAGCGAUCCUUCAACAAUAUCAGAAACUGGAUUCGAAACAUCGAGCAGCAUGCCAGCGAAGGCGUCAACAAGAUCCUCAUCGGUAACAAGUGUGACAUGCUAGAAAAGAAGGUGAUCAGCAAAGACCAGGGGCAGGCGCUCGCCGAUGAGUACGGUAUCAAGUUUAUCGAGACAAGCGCCAAAUCAAACAUUGGCGUCGAGGAGGCAUUCUUCAUGCUCGCUCGCGACAUCAAGAAGCGCCUGAUCGACACAGCAGACGAAAAGAAAGAUAAGCCGACUGUGGUCGUGGGCAAUCCGGCCCAGGGAAAGGGUCAGGCCCAGGCUGGCUGCUGCGGUUGAGUCCGUGUACAUCAUCGCAUCGGACGAGGACGCCGCUGCUGGUUGCCCAGGGUCAGUGCCCAGCCCCAGACUCGGUCGUCCACGCCCAUCAAGACAAGAGCGACCCUUCCUGCCCAUGUUCCUCGACCAAGCCGCUCCUCGAUCAAUUUUUCUCCGCUCUCCUCUUCUCCUUUGUUGCUUGUGUUUGGGGAGCCGUGGAUUUGACGUGGGGUCGACACAAUCUUUGCAGCCUUUGGAAAUAUAGCUACCCCGCUCCAACCGUGA